GUAGCUGGAGGCUAACUGGUAGCUAGAGGCUAACUGGUAGCCCUCGUCGUUAGCCCCCCUGCAGGUUUGGGUCGACCCGGACCGGCGUACAUCUACACGACAGAUCCAAGCGAAUACCUUCCGACCCGCGGCACGGUGGUAUGGCCGAAAGACCAGAGGACCUCAACCUCCCCAACGCGGUCAUCACCCGGAUCAUAAAGGAGGCGCUUCCCGAUGGGGUGAACGUGUCGAAGGAGGCGAGGAGAGCGAUAUCACAGGCUGCCAGUGUCUUUGUGCUGUACGCAACCUCCUGCGCAAACAACUUCGCCAUGAAGGCCAAGAGGAAAACUCUGAACGCAGGAGACGUCUUGGCUGCCAUGGAGGAAAUGGAGUUUGAGCGAUUCUUGGAACCCCUAAAAGAGGCGUUGGAGGUUUACAAGAAGGAGCAGAGGGGGAAGAAGGAGGUCUCUGAGCAGAAACGUAAAGAAAAGGAGAAGAAGAGCAGGGAGGAUGAAGACGAGGAAGAAGAGCGCAUGGAGGACGACCCCGAAGGGGAGAACGAAGCAGAGGAAGAAGAGGUGGAGAAUUAGGGCGUGGCUGGAGGGACGUGCAGCGCUGUCACUUCCUGUGAGGUCAUCACUUGGAGCCCUGCUGCUUGCUUCUCAAGUUGGUGGAGUUUGCUGUCGGUUAAAUGGAGCACGCUCACUCACACGAUGCAGCUUAGAUGAUCUCGACUCCAUCUCAGCAGUUUGUGUCGAUUCAGGACCGUCGGAACUUGAAGUUCAGACUCCCUCCAAACACCAGAGUGCUAAAGUAAAAUGAAAGCCCAUUGCACUGAAAUGACCGCGUGCACAUCUCUGGCUCUUCAAAUCUUUGUAUUUUUUAUCUUUUGAUAAGUUUUGUAAUCCAGUUGGAUUUAGGUAUAUAUUAUACACCACAUUUGAUGUGUAGAUUGAAUGUGCUCAGUGUUUUUCCUCUGAGGUCAGGUUUCUUACGGAGUACCAGGCAUUAUUCACAUCCUUUGCGUUUGGUGCUAAAGCCAACAGCACUCUGGACCAACACCAGCGUCAGGAAACUGACUCGCUCACACUCCUGUAGCCUCUAAAGGUGCAGAGUACAUAGGCUGUACUAUCAGUACCCAGCUUGCCCGUGUUCAUAUAGGGUGAUGUUCAGUCCUGCAAAAUAGUUGUUGGAUCCUGUUUCCUUUGACAUGCGAUGUUGACUAGUUUUGGGCCAGGUAGCAUCUGAAAUCCACAUCCCUCAAAAUGAAGUAGAGUCUAAGUGACAUGCUACUAUAAGCUCUGCUGUUAUUGGACAGAUGCAGAUGGUCGACAUUCUUAGGCUGUUCUGUUCUGACAUUUUCUUGACCAUUUAUACUUUUAUAGAGUUGUAUGACAGACUGGGAUUUUCAAUAAAGGUU
Messenger RNA from Lampris incognitus (smalleye Pacific opah), 1399 nucleotides. RefSeq names its product polymerase (DNA directed), epsilon 3 (p17 subunit) (gene pole3). Lineage: Eukaryota; Metazoa; Chordata; Actinopteri; Lampriformes; Lampridae. The transcript is spliced from 4 exons. The record is from RefSeq and is a predicted model, not a curated record. Gene Ontology annotation, molecular function: chromatin DNA binding; protein heterodimerization activity. The coding region runs from base 141 to 569 and encodes 142 amino acids. Gene Ontology annotation, biological process: leading strand elongation; DNA damage response; heterochromatin formation. Gene Ontology annotation, cellular component: epsilon DNA polymerase complex; CHRAC.